Vicia faba (fava bean) is the source of this 2547-nucleotide messenger RNA. The record is from the annotation of a GenBank genome assembly. Lineage: Eukaryota; Viridiplantae; Streptophyta; Magnoliopsida; Fabales; Fabaceae.
AUGAAACAUAUCUUAAGUUUUUCUUUCAUUUUCCUUUUGUUUGCUACUUCUGUAUCCGGUUAUACAUUUUCAGAUCAUAUUUCUACGAAUUUUACUGCUUCGUAUCUUCAAUUCAUCAGUAACACAGGCACAUUCUUGCUGUCGCGAAACAAAACAUUCAAGGCUGCUAUAUACAAUCCUGGUAAUCAACAGACAAGUUUCUAUCUAUGCAUCAUUCAUUCCGCGUCAAACACGAUCAUUUGGUCUGCUAAUCGCGACGCGCCCAUCUCAGAUUCUGAUAAAAUGAACCUAACUGUCAAAGGGAUGACAAUUUUUGACAAAAAUGGAAACUCCAAAUGGUCGACACCGCGGCUUAAAUCAGAAGUACAGAAGCUUCAACUCACUGAGAUGGGAAACCUCGUGUUACUUGAUCAAUCCAAUGAAUCUCUUUGGGAGAGUUUUGAUCAUCCAACCGAUACAAUCGUUAUCGGACAACGUUUAUCGGCCGGAUCAUCGUUGUCUAGUGCUUCAUCCAGUUCUAAUUUGUCAACAGGAAAUUAUAUCAUGACAGUAACUUCUUCUGAUGCAAUUCUUCAAUGGUAUGGACAAACAUAUUGGAAACUUUCAAGGGAUUCAAAGGCUUACAAGAAUUCAAAUGAUGAUGUUGAAUACAUGGCAGUAAACACAAGAGGUUUUUAUCUCUUUGGACAUAAUGAAACAGUUCAUGUCUAUGAAGUUGGUUUAUCAGUAACUAGUUUUCGUUUCGCGAAAUUGGCUUUCAAUGGCCUAUUUACAGUUAGUAGCUUUUCUGGAACAAAUUUGAAGCAGGAAUUUGUUGGACCAGAUGAUGGUUGUCAAAUUCCAUUAGCUUGUGGAAGAAUAGGCUUAUGUAAUGAUAACACUUUAACCUCAUCAUCAUCACCAUCAUCAUCUUCACCUGUUUGUUCUUGUCCUUCAAAUUUCCAUGGUGUAUCGGGUAAUCUCGGUGGUUGUGUUCCGAACGAUGGAUCGCGUUCUUUGCCAUUAGCUUGUAGUAAUUCUUCUACCAAUAAUCAUAGUCAAUCGGAUUCUUCGGUUGUUUCGUUUUUGAGCAUAGGCUAUGGUGUGAGAAAUUCAUCUGGUUCUUGUUACAUGAUUGAAAAUGAAUUGGGAUCAAUUAGUAAUCGAGGUGAAGUAGACAUGUUAGGCUUGAUUAAAACUAAUAAAGUUUGGAUUGAUAUUGAUGAUGAUGACGAACAAGAUUCUCAAAAAGAUGGAUUUCCUGUUAUUGCUGCAGUGCUAUUACCAUGUGGUGGAAUGAUUCUUUUGCUGGUUUUGGGUUUUUUUCUUUUCUGGAGAAAAUUCUUAAAAUCAAAGAAACAAGAGGUGAUAUUAGGGAAACAAGUCUCAAUCUCGCAUUCUUCGGGGGACUUGGAUUCGGAUCCUUUCUGCAUUCCUGGUUUACCUAUGAGGUUUGAUUAUGAAGAACUUGAGGUUGCUACUGAUAACUUCAAGACUCUGAUAGGAUCCGGUGCAUUUGGCGUAGUCUACAAAGGUGUGCUACCUGAUAAGACUAUCGUAGCAGUGAAAAAAAUAAUCAACAUUGGUAUUCAAGGGAAGAAAGACUUCUUCGCCGAGAUUGCUGUUAUUGGAAACAUUCAUCAUAUUAACUUGGUUAGACUCAAAGGCUUCUGUGCUCAAAGGGGACACCGGAUGCUGGUCUACGAAUACAUGAACCGCGGCUCUCUUGAUCGAAACAUCUUCGGUGGGAGUGGACAACCGGUUUUGGAAUGGCAAGAGAGACUAGACGUUGCGCUUGGAACAGCGCGCGGACUAGCUUAUCUUCAUAGUGGAUGUGAGCAAAAGAUAAUUCACUGUGAUAUCAAACCAGAGAACAUUCUUCUGCAUGAUCAGUUUCAAGCUAAGAUAUCUGAUUUCGGACUUUCGAAGCUUCUUAGUCCUGAACAAUCUGGUUUAUUCACAACAAUGAGAGGAACUCGCGGUUAUCUUGCUCCGGAAUGGCUAACAAAUUCAGCAAUAUCUGAAAAAACUGAUGUAUACAGUUUCGGAAUGGUGCUUCUUGAACUGAUCAGCGGUAGAAAAAACUGUUCAUUCAGAUCAAGAAGUCACAGCAUGGAUGAUGAACACAACAACAGCAGUGGCAACAAUAACGGAACUUCAUCGAACUCGUCAACGACAGAACUUGUUUAUUUUCCAUUAUUUGCAUUAGAGAUGCAUGAACAAAAGAGUUACAUGGAUUUAGCUGAUCCAAGGCUAGAAGGACGUGUUACGUUUGAUGAAGUUGAGAAACUUGUUCGUAUUGCAUUGUGUUGUGUUCAUGAAGAUCCAGUGCUUAGACCAAACAUGGUUAGUGUUGUUGGAAUGUUGGACGGUGGAACACCAUUGCCACAACCUAGGAUGGAGUGUUUGAAUUUCUUGAGAUUUUAUGGUCGUAGGUUUUCCGAGGCUUCUGUUAUAGCUGAAGAAAAUGAACAUGGUUCUGUAAGGAUUCAACAACCACGUGAUUCAACUCGAGUGGUUAGUGGGUUUUCUUACAUAUCUUCACAACAAAUCUCUGGGCCAAGAUAG